Molecule: messenger RNA, 869 nt
Organism: Spathaspora passalidarum NRRL Y-27907
Lineage: Eukaryota; Fungi; Ascomycota; Pichiomycetes; Serinales; Debaryomycetaceae
Gene: UBC4
Product: E2 ubiquitin-conjugating protein
Exons: 2
Coding region: 96-539 (147 amino acids)
Biological process (GO): protein polyubiquitination; ubiquitin-dependent protein catabolic process
Cellular component (GO): nucleus
Molecular function (GO): ubiquitin conjugating enzyme activity
Source: RefSeq, a predicted model, not a curated record
UUUCUUUUUUUUUUCUUCUAUUCUUUCUUUUCUCUUAGUUGUUAUCAUUUGUCAUCUUAUCUUAACACAACUCACAUCUUAAUAAUAAACGAAUCAUGUCUUUAAAGCGUAUUAACAAGGAAUUAUCUGACUUAGGAAGAGAUCCACCAUCUUCAUGUUCUGCUGGUCCUGUUGGAGACGAUUUAUAUCAUUGGCAAGCAUCUAUCAUGGGUCCUCCAGAUUCUCCAUAUGCUGGAGGUGUUUUCUUUUUAUCUAUUCACUUCCCAACUGAUUACCCAUUCAAACCACCAAAGAUUGCUUUCACCACUAAAAUCUAUCAUCCAAAUAUCAAUGGCAAUGGUAAUAUCUGUUUGGAUAUCUUGAAAGAUCAAUGGUCUCCAGCUUUAACUAUUUCUAAAGUAUUAUUAUCUAUCUGUUCCUUGUUGACAGAUGCUAACCCUGAUGAUCCAUUGGUUCCAGAAAUUGCCCAUAUUUAUAAACAAGAUAGAAAGAAGUAUGAAGCCACAGCCAAGGAAUGGACAAAGAAGUAUGCUGUUUAGAAGAAGAGAAAGAGAUUGUGUCAUAUACGAAAAAAAAAACAAACUAUAAUGUUAUAAUGAAAUCAUAUUUGAAAUGAAAUAAAUUGAAUCACACAAAGAUUUUCAGUUUAUUUCUUAUAAUACGUCAUCAUAGUAUAUCCCCUUCUUAUUUUUCUUUGGAAAGAUUAUACAUAGCUUUAUCUCUUCAUUGGGAAUAAAUUAAUCCGAUAGACAAAACAUUCAACUUUGUAGAGUUUUCUAUUUGUAGGUAUAGUAUGUUUAUAGCAAGUACUUGUUUAUGUUGAAAAAAAAAUCUGAAGUUGGAAAAGCAACCAACCGAAAAAUUAUGGU